UGCGGCAUGUAGGCUGUUUGGCGGCGCCACUGGCGGUUCCUUGAAAUGGCCUUAUUUAAUUUUCGUAGUGAAUUCUUUUGAAUCCCAUGAUAACUAUGAAACCUUAUGUCAUCGCCGACCAAAAAUUCGAAAUACUGAUUUUCUACACGUUUUUCUAUGCUUUUAAUGUAUUAUUUUAAUUUCCAGAAUGGAAUAAGUGUUAAAUGAAUUUUAGGUAUGACUAGAGACGCUCGUUACUCGCUUCAUGCUCGGCGGCCAUGUCUGAAGCUCGCUUGGACCUUUGAGAGUUCGUGUUGUGCUAUUCUUUGUUGUAAUAAAAAAGACAGUGGUUUUUGUUGCUGGUAGACAAUGAAUUAGUAAUAUACUUAAUGACUAUGAACUUUGUCAAAUGUGGAGUGUUUUACGUAGACGAGCAAAUCGAUAGAAUUUGUUCUUGCAGAAGUUACUCCAACAUCGUAUUUUUAGUUCAUCCGCCAUAUUGGCGUUAAUAUAUCUUCGUUUGGACUAGCCUCAGGGUGACCAAGCGAUUUGUUCAGCUUCCAACAGACAUCAAGAGUCCUGCAUUUAUGUGCAAGGUCUAAAAAAUAAUGAAAUGAAUAGAAUACAGUACACAUAGGUGCAAACGCACCACAAUAUAUUAUGAAAGAAAGGUUAAAUGCUAUAAGAGGGUAUAGCUGAUGCCUCUUAGCCAGAAAUUGGAUGAGCCACUUGUUACAAUUGAGGUAGAUUGCAGACUCCAGCACAAUGCAGCAGGCAGUCGAUCCUCUUGCUACAACAAGCACUCCGUCGGCGGAACCCGUGAACGGGACGCCCUCGGAGGAGGCUCCGCGGCGACAAGGGCGGGUGACCAAUCAGCUCCAGUUCCUCCAGAAGAACGUGAUUAAGGCUGUGUGGAAGCAUCGAUUCGCAUGGCCUUUUCACCAACCUGUGGACGCAAAGAAAUUGAAUCUUCCUGAUUACCACAAAAUCAUCAAAAAGCCCAUGGACUUGGGCACCAUCAAGAAGCGAUUAGAGUCAAACUACUACUAUUCAGCUCAAGAAUGUAUUCAGGACUUCAAUACAAUGUUCACAAACUGUUACGUCUACAACAAACCUGGCGAGGAUGUAGUCGUAAUGGCGCAGACUUUAGAAAAACUUUUUCUAAAUCGGAUAGCGCAAAUGGACAAGGAGGAGAAGGAGAUCGAAAUGCCGUCGAACAGCAACAAGAGCGCGGUGAAGAAGCGCACGGGCGGCUCGAGCGGCGGCGCGGUGACGCCGGCGCCGGCGCCCGCGGGCCCGCGCGCCACGCCGUCGGCGCCCGCCAAGCCCGCGCCCGCGCCGCUGCCCGCCUUCGUGGGCUCCACCAACACCACCACCACGCCCACGCUCAGCGCGCCCCAGGCCACCCCGCCCGCCACGCACACCGGCCUGCCGCAACAGGUAGCGACACAACCUUCCAACUUCCACGUGACCCAAGCGGCCGCGCAGCCGGUGCCGACAAUACCGGCGGUCACACUGUCACAGACACAACCCGCUAAAGUGAAAAAAGGUGUUAAAAGAAAAGCUGACACAACAACGCCCAUGGGCAGCUCGUUUGAAGGUGGCUACACAACCCCCACCAUCGACCAACAGAGCGGACCCAAGCCUGCCAAAAUUUCCACAAGAAGGGAAAGUGGAAGGCAAAAAAAGGUAAAGGCGAGUCGAGUGGUUGAAGACGGGUUCAAAAUGGACGGUCUGUCGCCGGUGGUGGGCGGCGCGGGCGCGUCGCACGCCUCGCUCACGCCGCAGAUGGCCAAGGGCAAGGAGAAACUGUCGGACGCACUCAAGAGCUGCAACGAGAUACUCAAGGAGCUGUUCUCUAAGAAACAUUCGGGUUAUGCAUGGCCGUUUUAUAAACCUGUGGAUGCAGAGUUGCUAGGUCUACAUGAUUAUUUUGAUAUUAUUAAGAAACCUAUGGACCUUGGAACUGUCAAACAAAAGAUGGACACUAGAGCUUACAAAACGGCUGCGGAAUUCGCAGCCGAUGUUCGUUUAAUAUUUACGAACUGCUACAAAUACAACCCGCCCGACCACGACGUGGUCGCGAUGGCUAGGAAACUUCAAGACGUUUUUGAAAUGAGAUAUGCGAAGAUUCCUGAUGAACCAAGUCAUGUAGGAGUGCCACAUAUUGAUAAGGGAAGUUCCGCGUCUAGUUCAGAAUCAGGCUCAGAGUCAGAAUCAGAAUCUGAUGACUCCGAGGAAGAAAGAAAUAGAGCAGUCAAAUUGUUAGAAAAGGAAUUGCUCGCACUACAGGAGAAAAUGAGGAAACUUGUCGAAGAGUCGAGCAACAAGAAGAAGGCGAAAAAGAAAGUUAAAGAUAAACAGAAAAACAAACAAAUCACAAACAGUGCAAUUCCUAAAACAAACGCUGUCGCUACAUACAACGCUAAAGCAAAUAAUAUUGGUGAAAAUUUAGCGACGAGCGGCGUGCGCGGCAAGCCGGGCGGCAAGCGCGGCGGCGGCGCUGCGGCCACGGCCACGGCGGCGGCGGCAGCGAGCGCGGGCGCGGGCAAGACGGCGGCGCGCGGAGCCCCCGCCAAGAAGAAGAGCUCCACGCCCACGGCCGCGCCGCAGCACCACCCGCCGCCGCACCACGCGCACCAGGACUCGGAGGACGAGGACCUCGCCAAGCCCAUGUCCUACGACGAGAAGAGGCAGCUCUCGCUCGACAUCAACAAACUGCCUGGUGACAAACUAGGAAAAGUAGUUCACAUAAUUCAGAGUAGAGAGCCUUCACUGAGGGACUCCAAUCCUGAUGAAAUCGAGAUCGAUUUCGAAACAUUAAAACCAUCCACGCUUAGAGAAUUAGAAAGCUACGUCGCGUCGUGUCUUCGGAAGAAAACGCAUCGAAAGGUGUCAGGCAAAUCUAAGGAUGAACAAAUAGCUGAAAAGAAACAAGAAUUAGAAAAAAGGUUACAAGAUGUAUCAGGACAAUUAGGAACACAUAAGAAACAACAACCUAAAAAAGAAGGCUGCAAGGACGGGCUCGGGGGCGGCAUGUCGUCGUCAUCCAGCUCGUCCGACUCGUCCAACUCGUCGUCCAGCACCGACACCAGCUCGUCCGACAGCAGCGACAGCGAAGCAGGCACGGGCUUGGGAAAGCCAUCCAAGAAAAAGGUCAAAAAGCAGGCUAAUGCACUUCCAUCACAAACUAAAACGGUGGCGCCCGUGACAGUGAGCGCGCCGGCGGCGCCCGCCCCGCCGCCCGCGCCCGUCGAGGUGCCGCCGCCCGCCGACGUGAAGCCCGCGCUCGCGGAGCAGGCGCCUUCGCCGCCGCCCGCGCCCAAGAGCCAGCCCGCGCCGCCCGCGCCGCCCGCCACCGCCUGCCCCGCGCCCGCGCCGCCGCCCGCCGUCAGCGUCCCCGACUCUUCCAACGUAUCGGUUCUGAGGGAGUUAGAGAACCAGAAGCUUCCCCUGAAAACGGAACCGCGGAACGGGCUCGACAAAGUGGACGCUUCACAGUACAUAGAUCCCAUCGAGCGCUCGCUCGCCAGCCUCGAGCGGAGCCUCCAAGCGGACGUGCCCAUGGACGUCAGCGUCGGCGCGUCCGAGCCGGCGAUGCGCCUCGACGACUUCGCGCUGCCGAAGCCGCCGAUCGUUCCCGACGAGGCGCACCACACGCUGAUGGCGCAGCUCGGCGGGCUCGCCGACAUGACGCACGUGGCGGAGCAGAUCAAGAACGAGAUGUACGUGCCGCCGCACAACGGCUUCGUGGAGAAGAGCUUGCAGCACGAGCGGGACGCGCUGAGGGCGGACAUCAACACCAACGUGCCCGGCAUGACGGCGGCGCCCGCCACCUCCAUCUUCGACCCGGUGUACGCGGCGCCGCUGGCGCACGCGGCCGGCGCGCAGGCGCACCCCGGCAUGAACAUGAACGUGUCCAACGUGAUGCCGUCGGUCGUCAAAAAGGAGGAAGUCAAACCGCUGUUGACGCCCAAGCCUAUCGAGGAUCUCAUGGGGCCGAACGUGGUGACGAACAAUAUGACGGACCGGGUCAAAUACGAAAUGGACAAGAAACUUGAAGACACCAAGAAUUCUAAUUUUGCUCAAGCCUUUAAACUGAAACAGGAACAGAAUUUGAAGAACGCCAGCUCCUGGUCGUCGCUGGCCCAAGCCGGCAGUCCACAGAGUAUACCCAACGUGGGCGCCAACAAUCAAAUUAAGCAGAAACCUGUCAUGGAUACCUUUCAAGCAUUUAAGAAACAGGCUCGUGAAAAGAUAGACAGGCAGCGAGCACUAAUAGAGCAGCAAGAGUUACGGAAGAAAGAACAAGCCGAGAGAGAGAGACAACGACAAGAAACAGAAAGGCGGCAUCCUGAAGAUGAUAAAAUGAGAGUGGGCGUGAGCGCACGCAAGGCGGAGAGUGCGGAGGUGUCGUCGCCGUCCGUGUCGCCGGUGGCGCGCGGCUCGCCCCCCGCCGCGCCCGCCGCGCCGCCGCCCGCCGCGCCCGACAAGCCGCCCGCCACCGAGCGCGAGCGCCUGCGCCAGCGCGAGCAGGAGCGGAGACGGCGAGAAGCGAUGGCGGGCAUGAUUGACAUGAAUAUGCAGAGCGACAUGAUGGCAGCCUUCGAAGAGUCGUUGUAAUGCGUUACGCGGACAUUAUAUUUAGUUGUACAUAUGAGUAUAUAAAGUAAAUUUAAUGUCAAUGCAAUCUAUACAUAUAGUGAUAGUAAGACACCAGAGUGAUUUUGUGAUCGUUUUGUGUGUGAACUGUUGACUAACAAUGUGGUUAAGUGCUGUGAAUAGAUAUACUUAAUAUAAAUUAAACUGUUGUAUCAUCAAUCUUGACAUCGUGAAUGCGUGCUAUAGGCCUUUACAAGGGGGUUGCAUUUUAACAUAAAACUGUAUUAUAAUAAGUUUGUAUGCAAGUUCUUGAUGUAAACUAUCUUUACAUUCGUAAGCCUAUGAUAUAUUUAUAUUUUUCUUCUAAGAUUGUCUACCUUCCCAACUUGUUUUAUAUAGUAUAUACUAAUUAAAUAAAAUGGUAGAAUUUUAAAUGCGAAAAUCAAAAAAUAUUUUGUUUUAACGAUAAAUUAGACAAUCAAUUUUAAACCAUGGAUUUAUUCAAGUGCUGCGACACUGUAGGCUGCGCCGUGUUGUAGGCCUGUAGGCCGUGCUGUAGCAUGCUGUGGCGUGCUGUAGCAUGCUGUGGCGUGCUGUAGCAUGCUGUGGCGUGCUGUAGCAUGCUGUGGCGUGCUGUAGCAUGCUGUGGCGUGCUGUAGUAUGCUGUGGUGUGCUGUAGCAUGCUGUGGCGCCGCGUGCAGUAGCAGCGUGCGUUAUGUAUUUAAUAGUGAAUGGUAUUCUGUUACAUGUUCGAUUUUCGAUAAAUAUUGCUUAAUGUUAGUAGAUUUUUUAUCAGUCUGUCAACAGUAAAACAGAUCAAAUGUCAUACAUUUGAUUUGAAAUAUAUUUAUUUUACAUUGGAAUUUGUCUUUUUAUGUUUUGUAGUUAGAUAACUCCAGUGGAAAAUGUAUAAAAGUAUUAUUGGAAUCAAUCAUACUCAUAAGUUUAUGGUAUGAGUAAGUAAUAAUACGGUACCACCCCGUUAACGACAAUUGUAUUAUAAUAAGCAAAUUAUAAUUUCAGCCAUCUUCAGACUAAUUAAUUAAAAAUGUAGAUAUAAAAGUAAAAUAUAUUGACAUUCCAUAUUGUACUGUGUUGUUUAAAUUAAUGUAUAAUUUUUUCAAACGACAUGUAUAACUACUUGGAUCCGUACAUCAUAUUCUAAAUAAUGAAUAAAUCUUAUGUCUACUACAUUUUUAAAUUGGAGAGAUCAUUUUUGGAAACUUCAUUUAAAUCAACUUUUGAUUAAUAAAACUACCACUGCUGGGCACAUCAGCAAGCCUUUUGUCAUUA
Messenger RNA from Bicyclus anynana (squinting bush brown), 5874 nucleotides. Its product is annotated as bromodomain-containing protein 3-like. The transcript is spliced from 21 exons. Lineage: Eukaryota; Metazoa; Arthropoda; Insecta; Lepidoptera; Nymphalidae. The record is from RefSeq and is a predicted model, not a curated record. Gene Ontology annotation, cellular component: chromatin; nucleus. Bases 745 to 4602 code for a protein of 1285 amino acids. Gene Ontology annotation, biological process: regulation of DNA-templated transcription; chromatin remodeling.